This is a messenger RNA of Zea mays, 2138 nucleotides long. Its product is annotated as TBC domain containing protein. The coding region runs from base 469 to 1836 and encodes 455 amino acids. The record is from RefSeq and is marked provisional. NCBI's taxonomy places the organism in Eukaryota, Viridiplantae, Streptophyta, Magnoliopsida, Poales, Poaceae. Gene Ontology annotation, biological process: activation of GTPase activity. The transcript is spliced from 11 exons. Gene Ontology annotation, molecular function: GTPase activator activity.
UACUCGUCUCGUACCGUCCAAGACGGGGCAAAGAAUGCCCGGGGAAGCCGGCGAGCUGGAGCCUGGCGGCAGCUUGGCACCGAUCGUCCUCCAUUCCCGUCGCUCCCGACCUCCUCCUAAUUUAUCCCACCCGGCCUCCCCGGUUCGCCCCGACCACAUCCCCCCCUUAACCUCCCCUCCUCCUCCUCCUGCGGUCCCAACUCCCAUCCUUCGGUUCAGGAGGGAGGCAGGCAGGCAGGAAGGCAGGUUCGAGGAGGGAUUGGCUCCGCUCCUGCUCCAUUGCGCGUGAUCCGGCUCGUUCUUUUGAUUGAUCUAGGCGUUUCUUGGAUUAGUCCUGGAAGGUCAAACGGUUGUUGGAAGCCUCGCUGGGUGCUUCAACGAACGCGAAGGUGUUGCUGUCAUUUAGAGCGUCUUGAUUGGAUUUGACCUGUUGGCCUGGUGGCGUGCCGUCGUUGAUUGAGCUCGAGGAUGAUCAAGUGGGGGCUCAGCAGCGGCACGCCCGCGGAUUCCUACUACGAGGUCCGGUCAGAUUGCACGGACGGUGUGCCCAAGAGCAAGUUCAAGAUUAAGGCUGGCAAAACAUUAAGUGCUCGGAAAUGGCAGGCUGCAUUUAGUCCUGAUGGCUGUCUUGAUAUUGCCUCAGUCCUAAGCAGGAUACAGAGAGGAGGUGUCCAUCCAACAGUCAGAGGAGAGGUUUGGGAAUUCUUACUUGGCUGUUUUGAUCCCAGAAGUACCUUUGAUGAAAGGGAAGAGAUCAGGCAAAUACGGAGGAUACAGUAUGCCAGAUGGAAGGAAGAUUGUCGACAGAUGGAUUCUCAUGUUGGUAGUGGUAAAGUUAUCACAGCACCACUUAUCACUGAGGAUGGCAGACCUAUUAAGGAUCCUCUGGUUUUACUUGAGGCUACUUCUGACACGAACACUUCAGGAGAUGCUCCAACUACCAGCAUAAAUGGAAAUGAAGUUGAUGAAUCUGCAGAACGCAUUACCGAUAAGCAAAUUAUCGAGUGGAAGCUGACAUUACAUCAAAUUGGGCUUGACGUCCUACGGACUGAUCGCACCAUGGUAUUCUAUGAGAACAAAGAAAACCUUUCCAAAUUAUGGGAUAUUCUAGCCGUGUAUGCAUGGAUUGACAAAGAUGUUGGUUACUGCCAAGGAAUGAGUGAUUUGUGCUCACCAAUGAUAGUUCUACUAAACGAUGAAGCAGAUGCAUUUUGGUGCUUUGAGAAAUUGAUGCGUAGAUUGCGAGGAAAUUUCAGAUGCACAGAUCAAUCUGUGGGAGUUGCCAACCAACUUCAACACCUUGCGUCUAUUAUUCAGGUUCUUGACCCCAAGCUACAUGACCACCUAGAAACUCUUGGUGGAGGUGACUACCUUUUUGCGUUCCGUAUGUUCAUGGUGCUUUUUAGGCGUGAAGUAUCAUUUGGAGACUCCUUAUACCUCUGGGAGAUGAUGUGGGCUCUGGAAUACGACCCUGACAUUUUCUUCGCAGCGUGUGAAGAACAAGGUGCAGUAAAUAAAAACAAAGUUUCUAAAUCCAAACUGAAAGGACUGCGCCAUUUUGGCAAGUGGGAUAAUAAGGAUAAGGACAAGGAUAAGGAAGAUGCUAAAAAUGGGGCUGAGGAUGGUGAAGACGGUCCUGUUCCAAUUUCAGUUUUCAUGGUUGCAAGUGUCCUUAAGGAAAAGAGAGAAAAGCUGUUACAAGAAGCUAGAGGACUGGACGAUCUUAUCAGGAUAUUGAACGAUGUAAAUGGGAACUUAGAUGCCAAGAAAGCUUGUGCUGGAGCAUUGAAACUUCACAAGAAAUACCUGAAAAAGGUACAAGAAAAGAAACCUUAAACGUGCCAUGGAACACACCUACCCAAUGGGUUAUUCUUACCAUUUGAACAUACACGACCAUUUUCUACACACCACUUUUGAGUGAAGAUUUACAGGACAAAGGUGGUAGACGACUGACAUGUUCUCAGAUAUGGUACCAGGCUAGUGGGUUGAGUACAGGAUGAGUGCAACCGGUAGUUUGUAUUGUAUUGUAUCUCACGUUCUUUGUACUCAAGAAUUUUGUUGGCUGUACAGGCAGAAGGCGGUGCGGGUAGCAUGCCUUGCGUACAUAAUUAUUUGAAUACAAGUUGAAUUGAACACCA